AUGGCCCCGACAUACCUCGAAGCCCUCUCCGCCUUCACCACCUUCCUAACCGCCUACACCCACACGCUCCUGUACCUGCGCUCCCUCUACCCCCGCGCCUCCUUCGCCAACUCACGCUUCCACAACGCCUCCGUCUGGCAAUCGCGCCACCCGCUCGUCUGCGAAUGGAUCCGCGACGCCGUCGCCGCCGUGCGCGAAGAACUGCUGCUCGGCAGCGUGUCCCGCAUCGGCAUCGUCAUCUUCUCACUACCCGAGAAUGAAGCCACGGGCAGCGCGAAGAUUAUGGAACGAUACAUGUUUGAUACUUCGCGCUUUCCGCGCGUCGAGCGCAGUGAGCGCAAUGUGGAGAUUGAGUGGGAGAGUAGUCCGGAGGAGGAGGAGGAGGAGGCGCUGGGAGGGAAGAGGGGCCGGGAACGGGAGCUGGAUGUAGAUGUCGAUGUCAAUCUGUCGGAGCAGUUUCGCGCCGCAUUCAUGGCGCUGGCCACAAGGACGACGAGGUUGGAGCCGCUGCCGGAGAACUGCUCGUUCAAUAUUUGCAUGGAGCUUCGGGAUGAGGCGGAUGUUGAUCCGCCGAUUAGACAUCCGCAGCCGUGGAUUCCGGUGCAGCCGAGUUUGCAGAAGACGGGGCGGAAGGCUACGGUCAGAGACGAGGGUGAGGAGGAAGAAAGGGAGAAAGGGAUCGACGAGGGUGAAGAUCUGGGAGGGGUCAAGGUCACGCCGGUAAGGAGCGUGGAAGCUGGCGUCUUCAGAUUUGAGACGUGGAUAGAGGAAGGGAAAGAGAAGUUUGAGAAGCAUUCAGACACUCUUUAG
Messenger RNA from Parastagonospora nodorum SN15, 810 nucleotides. RefSeq lists its product as hypothetical. The transcript has 2 exons. Bases 1 to 810 code for a protein of 269 amino acids. NCBI's taxonomy places the organism in Eukaryota, Fungi, Ascomycota, Dothideomycetes, Pleosporales, Phaeosphaeriaceae. Gene Ontology annotation, cellular component: zeta DNA polymerase complex. The record is from RefSeq and is a predicted model, not a curated record.